AUGCCUCCAAAUAAUAAUGAAACAACAACUAAUGUUAAUUCUAAUAUAAUUUCUGGAUAUAGAAGAUUUUUACCUUCAGAAAAAACAACAAAAGGAAUUAUUAUUGGUGGGGUAACUGGAGGAAUUGAAAUUUGUAUAACUUAUCCAACAGAAUAUGUCAAGACUCAACUACAAUUAGAUGAACGUUCUGCUGUCCCGAGAUUUAAAGGGCCCGUUGAUUGUGUUAAACAGACUUAUAAAAGUAAAGGAUUUUUUGGAUUUUAUAGAGGACUUUCUGUUCUAUUAUAUGGUUCAAUUCCAAAAUCUUCUGUUCGUUUUGGUGCUUUUGAGUCAUUAAAGAGCCGAGCUGUCGAUGAACGUGGAAAUCUCUCUCCUUUACUUAGACUUGCUUGUGGACUUGGUGCUGGUGUAUCAGAAGCUAUUUUGGCUGUAACUCCUAUGGAAACAAUUAAAGUUAAAUUUAUACAUGACCAAACUUUGGAAAAGCCUCGUUUUCGUGGAUUUCUUCAUGGACUUGGAGUUAUUGUUAAAACUGAAGGAUUUAAGGGGCUUUAUCAAGGAUUAACAGCCACAAUGGUAAAACAAGGAAGUAAUCAAGCAAUUCGUUUUUUCGUAAUGGAAACUUUAAAAGAUUGGUAUCGUGGUGGGGAUAGUAGUAAAUCUGUUAGUAAACCUGUUGUUGGAUUGUUUGGGGCGAUUGCUGGUGCAGCUAGUGUUUAUGGUAACACACCUGUAGAUGUUGUAAAGACUAGAAUGCAAGGGUUGGAAGCAAAGAAAUAUAAAAACACUUUUGAUUGUGCUAAACAGAUUUGGGUUAAAGAAGGAUUUUUUGCUUUUUAUAAGGGAACAGUUCCUCGUUUAAGCAGAGUUUGUUUGGAUGUUGCAAUUACUUUUAUGAUUUACGAUUCUGUUAGUUUUUUUUUAAAUAAUAAUUUUUUGUUUAAAAUAUAUAUCGACAUAAUUUUUAGUAAUUUAUUUUGGGGAUAA
Meloidogyne enterolobii is the source of this 987-nucleotide messenger RNA. NCBI's taxonomy places the organism in Eukaryota, Metazoa, Nematoda, Chromadorea, Rhabditida, Meloidogynidae. The record is from the annotation of a GenBank genome assembly.